CAGCAUUUCUAUGCUAUGAAAUUAUUGUCGUAUAGCGCACUUCCGGAUUUGCGCGGACGAUGUCUUUUCUUAAAUUCUUUAUCACGCCCCACAAGGCUGAAACGCGAAUUGGAAUCCUGACACUGACAUGCUAGCCAAGGUCAACGUCAUAUUUUUGUACCUGUGAUAGUCUAGGCUUUGUGAAGCGUCGAAAGAAUUGUGUAUAGUAUAAGUUUCCUGUAUUUCCAUUGUUUUUUUGGCCCGGAACACCUUUCUCCCUUUCGUUUUCUUAAAAAUGGUGUCUGGGACACUACUCGCGGUCUUUGCCCUUAUCUGCUCCCCUUGUCUUGCUGCGGUGCACUAUUGGGUUGAUUACGAUUGCUAUGCCAUGCCAAUGGCCACUGAAGCAAUAGCUGAAGCAAUACUAAUGGCGCAACGGAGCUACGAUCGGCUCAGCAAUGCUGCCAACGAUCCCGACAUCCAAAUUCUCUUCUCACGCAUCUAUCACACCACUAUAAAUGACCGAAGAGCUGUCGAGCAUGUGCGCCGAAUUAUGUAUGGCAUCGCAAACAUAAAAGAGGUCCUUAGUCGGGAAGAGAGUAAUACAAUCAUCUACUGCGAUAAUGACGCUCGCUGGCAACCAGUGCCGGGCCAAGCAACAUUCCCUGGUGGUACUCAGGAGUGGUUCGAUGUGAACGACCCUCAUUUUCGAUUCGUAGGCAGACCAUCAUGUAAGGAUGGUUCUACUAGUGCCGUCACAUACAAAGCUCCUAACCAUCACCCCCUGUUUUCCACGGGCCUCGCCCAAGUGACGAUCUGCAACAUAGGGGUGAGCAGAACUAGGUCAACCAUAGCACACCAUGACUAUUUCGAUUGGUCAUUGGGGAGCCUAAUGUACAAUCCGGAGUGGAGUUCGAUGAACCCGUACGAUACUGCCAGUGUUACCGUUCUACACGAGUUCACCCAUCUUCCUGAUUUUGGAAUUCUUGAUGUGCCCCCAGACCCAUAUUGGUGGCACAAUAUAAUUAGAAAACCUACGGGGCAGGCGCUGAUGAAUGCGGAUAACUAUGCAUUCUUUGGUCUACUGGCUCAUUUGGGAGACUAUGGCUUCAAGCUUAGUGAUCGUGAAUGGAAGGCAGGAGUUAUAACGCGAUCGACAUACAGACCAGGUGGUCGACCCCGCUGACCGGAACGUGGCAUAUUGGCUACGAAUCUUAAUUGAAGGAUUAGUGAAAGAUGCCAUGUCACAUACAGUCUGGGACUACUCUGACUACAGUAUCAAAGCAUCCGGUACAGGUAAUAAUGGCUUGAAAACCAUAGUACAACAAACAAGGCCCGACAGGAGUGACUCGGUUUGCUCUCUUAAAUUACCAAUCUCGAUCGUAUUCAGCCUGGCCUGGCCUUGAGCUUCUUCCACUUCUAUGCAAUCACCUUACUAGUGCAACUUCCAAUACCACAGACGCCAUUCGAGUGGAAGGCCACGUACCUGCUUACAGUGGAUUACAGUCGCAUUGCUUCGAAACC
Molecule: messenger RNA, 1503 nt
Organism: Pseudovirgaria hyperparasitica
Lineage: Eukaryota; Fungi; Ascomycota; Dothideomycetes; Acrospermales; Acrospermaceae
Exons: 3
Coding region: 275-1165 (296 amino acids)
Molecular function (GO): metallopeptidase activity
Source: RefSeq, a predicted model, not a curated record